ACGGCUACCGUUACUCCUCUCUACAGCGCCAGUCCUACCCUGUACGCACGCUGUACAUAAACUGGCGCUACUGAAAGGUUUCUAUGGUGUUCAUCUGAGUAAAGUCAACAACAAGUGAUGGCAUCUCCCAAAAAAAAGACAGAUAAUUUACCUGACUGUUUUAGUUCGGUGCACAUAUUUCAUGUUAUGUUGGUAUUUGUCACAUUUUCUUUGUCAUUCAUGUCCCUCCUUCUUUUUUCUGUCCUAUUGGAAAGAAAGCUCUUACACGUAGCUGUGUCCAAGACCAAUCAAAGAUAUUAGCUGCUUCCUGUCCUGAGACCAAUCAGAGAGCAGGAGAGAUCUUUGCUGCCAAUCAGAGAGAGUACCUGCAGACAGCUCGUAAUCUGCUGUUGCCCACUCCCAGAUGAUCCUCUUAACUCUGAGCGGUGUGUGUGUGUGUGUGUGUGUGAGAGAGUUCAGGUGUGUUUGUGUGUGUGUGUGUGUGUGUGAGAGAGUUCAGGUGUGUUUGUGUGUGUGUGUGUGUGUGUGUGUGCACUCUUUGGCCGUGAGGCGAGCACCUUCUCCGUACAUGGACUUUCUAGAACAUACUUCACUCUUGGCUAAGACGCCGUCUCCGACCGGACACACACAACAGACGCCAUGGAGGACUGACAGGCUUGUUGUCGGGUUGGGAUAGUAUUAGAACACUAUUGUAAAAAUCCUUGGAUUGGAACCAGGAUGGCAUGAGUUAACGUGGUGUGUUUUUUUUCUUCCCCUGAGCCUGUUAGCUGUCGGUCGGUGGAGUCUACUAUGGUACACGCCAGUCCUGUCGGCACGUCCCAGGGCAUGUGUGGUGGAAUAUGGUAUGGUACCUCUGUUGUCACUCUGACCGAGUCGCUCCUCUAGUAGAAGAGUCUGAUAUCAUUGACUUGGAGAAGCGCUAUUGGCUGUUGAAAGCCCAGUCCAGGACCGGACGCUUUGACUUGGAAACUUUUGUCCCGCUGGUCUCUCCUCCUAUUCACGCUUCGCUAAGUGAAGGUUUGUUUCAUGCGUUUGAUGAGAACCGGGACAAUCACAUCGACUUUAAGGAGAUCUCCUGUGGCCUGUCUGCCUGUUGCCGGGGGCCCGUCGCCGAGAGGCAGAAAUUUUGUUUCAAAGUGUUUGACGUGGACCGGGAUGGGGUUCUGUCCCGAGACGAAAUCCACGAGAUGGUAGCCGCACUCCUGGAAGUUUGGAAGGACAAUCGCACAGACACACUUCCUGAGCUGCUCACCAACGUGUCGGAUAUAGUGGAGGGAAUCCUGAAGAUGCACGACACGACCAAGCUGGGUCACCUGACCCUGGAGGACUACCAGAUCUGGAGUGUGAACAGCGCUCUGGCCAACGAGUUCCUCAACCUGCUGUUCCAGGUCUGUCACAUUGUCCUUGGGCUUCGACCUGCCACUGCUGAAGAGGAGGGACAAAUCAUCAGGGGGUGGCUGGACAGAGAGGGCAGACAUGGGCUCCAGCCUGGGGAGAACUGGUUCCUCAUCUCCAGCCAGUGGUGGACGCUCUGGAAAGACUACGUCAAAUAUGACCGCAAGUCCAUCGUGGUGAAUCAGCCCUCUAUCCUCUCCUCUCUGAGGAAUCCUCAGGCCUCUGCGACCGUCGAGCCUGCCCCCCUGGAGCCAGGGGUAGGUGGUCUGGGGGUCCCCAGCCCAGCCAGCACCUCAGAGGAGAGGUCUCCUGAUGCUGUGUCCAGCGCCUCUGAAACCACAGAGACCCAAAGCACAGUGGUGACCCCCCAGGCCGGCCCAUCAGCCACAGAGAUCUGUUUUGCCCGGCAACACAACAUGUCAGACAACAACCAGUGUUUCUCCGGGGCCAACGGCCACAUCCCCUCCCUCUCUCAGUCCCAGCUGGCAGCUCAGAGGCCUGGAGCCAUCGACAACCAGCCCCUGGUCAACACAGACCCCAUGAAGGCCCCCACAUUGACCAUGGAGGGAGGCCGGCUGAAACAGUCCCUACAGAGGGUGGCGGGCAGGGACUUUGAGACGGUGCCAGAGCCGGUGUGGAGGGCGCUGUUCCACUGGUAUGGCGCCAACCUCAGCCUGCCACGACCGGUGAUCCAGCAGACGAAAACAGGCCGUGCUGAGCUGGAGCUCUUCCCACGCUACCUCCUCUUCCUGCGGCAGCAGCCCGCCACACGCACGCCCCAGUCCAACAUCUGGGUUAACAUGGGUAUGACCAGCCUGAGAAUGUUCCCCCAGCAUCUCCCCAGAGGUAACGUGCCCUCCCCCAACGCUCCUCUGAAGCGUGUCCUGGCCUAUACAGGCUGUUUCAGCCGCGUGGGCACCAUCAAGGACAUCCACCUGUACCUGUCUCGGAGGCUACGCAUCAAAGAUGAGGACAUGAGGCUGUGGCUCUAUAACAGCGAGAACUAUCUGACCCUCCUGGAUGAUGAGAACCACACUCUGGAGGGCCUGAAGAUUCAGGACGAGCAACACUUAGUUAUCGAGGUUCGGAACAAAGACAUGAGCUGGCCAGAAGAGAUGUCCUUCAUCGCCAACAGCAGUAAAAUGGACCGGCAUAAAGUUGCUACGGAGAAGGGUGCCACGGGCCUCAGUAACCUAGGCAACACGUGCUUUAUGAACUCUAGUAUCCAGUGUGUUAGCAACACCACGCCCCUCACUGACUACUUCAUCUCAGGAAGACACCUCUAUGAACUCAACAGAACCAACCCCAUCGGGAUGCGAGGUCACAUGGCUAAAUGUUACGGAGACCUGCUGAUGGAGCUGUGGAGUGGAACACAGAGGAACGUUGCUCCUCUCAAACUCAGGUGGACAAUAGCAAAGUACGCCCCUCGGUUCAACGGCUUCCAGCAGCAGGACAGUCAGGAGCUCCUGGCCUUCCUAUUGGACGGGCUCCAUGAGGACCUGAACAGGGUGCAUGAGAAACCCUACGUAGAGCUGAAGGACAGCAACGGACGACCCGACUGGGAGGUCGCCUUAGAGGCGUGGGAGAACCACUUGCUGAGGAACCGUUCCAUCGUGGUGGAUCUGUUCCACGGCCAGCUCAAGUCCCAGGUCAAGUGUAAGACGUGUGGUCACAUCAGCGCCCGCUUCGACCCCUUCAACUUCCUGUCUUUACCCCUCCCCAUGGACAGCUCCAUGCACCUGGAGAUCACUGUCAUUAUGCUGGAUGGUUCUACCCCUGUACGGUUCGGCCUGAGGCUCAACAUGGAUGAUAAGUACACCGGUCUGAAGAAACAGCUGAGUGAAUUGUGUAGUCUGAAACCAGAACAGAUACUACUGGCUGAGGUCCACACCUCCAACAUCAAGAACUUCCCUCAGGAUAAUCAGAAGGUGCGUCUGUCGGUGAACGGCUUCCUGUGUGCGUUUGAGAUCCCUGUGCCAUGGUCCCCCACUUCCCUCACCUCUCCAACACAGACAGACAUCACCCCUGUGCCCGUGGUUAACGGGGUGGCAGCGCAUCCUGGUGGUAAGCCUGGUCUGAUCUCCAACGGCAUGCCCAGCACCAUGGUGCACUGCAGAGAGACCACAGAGAGAAGCCUGGCCAACGGACACGUGUCCCCCGCCCAGGACAGCCCCUUCAUCGGGUACAUCAUCGCCAUGCACAGGAAGAUGAUGCGGACGGAGUUGUAUUUCCUGUCCAGUCAGAAGAACCGUGCCAGUCUGUUUGGGAUGCCCCUGAUCGUUCCCUGUACGGUUCACACCAGUCAGAAGGACCUGUACGAUGCUGUCUGGAUACAGGUGGCCCGUCUGGCCAGCCCUCUACCCCCGCAGGAGGCCAGCAACCAUGCACAGGACUGUGAUGACAGUAUGGGCUACCAGUACCCUUUCACACUGAGGGUGGUGGGGAAGGAUGGCAACUCAUGUGCCUGGUGUCCCUGGUACAGGUUCUGUCGAGGCUGUGCGGUGGACUGUACGGAGGACAGGGCCUCGGUAGGAAACGCCUGCAUAGCUGUCGACUGGGACCCGACAGCCCUGCACCUCCGCUACCAGACCUCACAGGAGAGGAUAGUAGAGGAGCACUGUAGUGUGCAGCAGAGUCGCAGCACCCAGGCUGAGCCCAUCAGUCUAGACAGUUGUCUGAAGGCCUUCACCAGUGAGGAGGAGCUGGGAGAGGAUGAGCUCUACUACUGCUCCAAGUGCAAGACCCACCGACUGGCCACCAAGAAACUGGACCUGUGGAGACUGCCGCCUAUACUGAUAGUACACCUGAAGAGAUUCCAGUUUGUGAACGGCCGCUGGAUCAAGUCUCAGAAGAUCGUCCAGUUUCCCAGAGAGAGGUUUGACCCUAGUGUUUACCUGGCUCCCCGGGAGGCGGGGCUUAACGGGCUACACAGUCUGCAGAGCCGCAGCGAGGGGGAGGAGCUACUGAGGAUAGGAGGAGGAGAAACGGUCUCCUCCAUCUCCGCCCCUGCUGGGUUCCUCAACAUCCUCAAAGCCUCUCCUGCUUCAGGCAGGAAGUCAGCCCCUCCCUCUUCCAUCAGUUGUACCAGCAGCCCCUGCAGCAGCCCCAAGACAGGAGGAGGGUCAGGGAGCACAGGCCACAGACAGACCCGCCUCAGGCUUCCCCAGCUGGGCAGCCGCCACCGCCUCUCCAACAGCAAGGAGAACCUGGAAGGUACCAGGGAGGGGGGCAGCGACUCCGACACCGAGCCCAGGGAGGGAAGACUGCAGGCGGACACGGAGGGUGGGCUCGUGGGAGUGAGGAGCGAGCCGGAGAUGUCCACCACAGACGCGUUUAGCAGCCUCAGUGACGUCAUCGUGAUGAACGGGGACAGCGGUGGCUAUAGCGACGGGCUACAGCGCACGGAGGCCAGUACGGCGCCCAGCACGAACCUAGAGACGCCCACCACCACCCUUCUGCACCAAAGAGACAACAGCCUGGAGAACAUCUACAACUUAUAUGCAAUUUCAUGCCAUUCAGGUAUCAUGGGAGGAGGACAUUAUGUGACCUAUGCCAAAAACCCCAACAACAAAUGGUACUGUUACAACGACAGCAGCUGUAAGGAAGUGCACUCGGAGGAGAUGGACACGGACUCUGCCUACAUCCUGUUCUAUGAGCAGCAGGCGGUGGACUACUCUCAGUUCCUGCCAAAGACUGACGGCAAGAAGAUGGCCGACACCACUAGCAUGGACGAGGACUUUGAGUCUGACUACAAGAAGUACUGUGUCCUGCAGUGAUCAGGAUAACACCCUCGACCCACCCACCUACCCCCCUCAACACUCUGCCUGUGACUCUGAACCCACCCACCUAUCCCCCUCAACACUGCCUGUGACUCUGAACCGACCCACCUACCCCUCAACACUCUGCCUGUGACUCUGAACCCACCCACCUACCCCCCUCAACACUGCCUGUGACUCUGAACCGACCCACCUACCCCUCAACACUCUGCCUGUGACUCUGAACCCACCCACCUACCCCCCAACACUCUGCCUGUGACUCUGAACUGACCCACCCCCUCAACACUCUGCCUGUGACUCUGAACUGACCCACCCCCUAAACACUCUGCCUGUGACUCUGAACCGACCCACCUACCUACCCCUCAACACUCUGCCUGUGACUCUGAACUGACCCACCUACCCCCUCAACACUCUGCCUGUGACUCUGAACCCACCCACCUACCCCCUCAACACUCUGCCUGUGACUCUGAACCGACCCACCUACCCCCUCAACACUCUGCCUGUGACUCUGAACCGACCCACCUACCCCCUCAACACUCUGCCUGUGACUCUGAACCGACCCACCUACCCCCUCAACACUCUGCCUGUGACUCUGAACCGACCCACCUACCCCCUCAACACUCUGCCUGUGACUCUGAACCGACCCACCUACCCCCCUCAACACUCUGCCUGUGACUCUGAACCGACCCACUCAGCCCCUCAACACUCAGCCUGUGACUCUGAACCGACCCACUCAGCCUGUGACUCUGAACUGACCCACUCAGCCUGUGACUCUGAACCGACCCACUCAGCCUGUGACUCUGAACCGACCCACUCAGCCUGUGACUCUGAACCGACCCACCUACCCCUCAACACUCUGCCUGUGACUCUGAACCGACCCACUCAGCCCCUCAACACUCAGCCUGUGACUCUGAACCGACCCACUCAGCCUGUGACUCUGAACCGACCCACUCAGCCGUACACGUGAUGGAAAGGAAAUUACACAGCGCUUCUUCUUCAAGCCAGUCACUGGUCGCCAAGAAACACAAAAUGGUCAUCGCAAACUGAACCACUUGUUUUCGAAUAUCGGCGGAUACCCCCCUUUGUUGUUUUGAAAGGUUGCCAUGGGAACAACAUUAAGCCCCCCCCCCCCCUGUAUGUGUGGUGGAUUACCAUCACAUAAACUGAGAUUGCUUUCCUGUUGUGCAUUUUCCUCCCCUGCAGCCAUCAAAAUAUGUUCACACACCUACAUAAUGUCUGUAUAACUCUAUACAGUAACGGUGGGAUAAAGAUGACUGUGUUGUUUUUAUAUUGGUAUGGGUUCUUAUGUUCCUUCUUCAGUAGCGAUACUGUCAGUACAAAAACCAACUCGUAUUGCUACCUCCACUGUCGCUUGCAUUUCAUUGGCCAAUUGGAACAGUAAAAAUUAACCUCACACACUUCCUAUGUUGAUGUCCACACACACACACACACACACGAUCUCCCUUUUAUGAAGGAAAGAUUCCACAAAAUCGAGGUGUUUGACCUAAAUUUGGCCCCGUUGCCAAGCAACUGCCAAAACAACAAUGUGCAAUUGCUGAUCAAUGUACCCAUAACAAUUGAAUGAGUUUAGGGGGUGUUCAUUGUAAGUUGUUUUAACUCACAAGCUUGAGUUUAAAUCUGAGUUAUGUUUUGGACAGGUGCCAUAGAGGAUGUUUCAAAGAAUCAUAUAUAUAUAUCAUUUUUGUUUUGUUUUCUCUUUCUCCAAAUACUUAUUUUAUAGAGAUGUAUUUUUAUUGUAUUUUUUUUAAUGAACAAUUUGGUUCAUUUAAAGGUUGAUGUCGUCUCCACUGUUUGUCUACAGUACGUUGUAGGGAGCUAGUCUGAUACUGUAAAUGAAUAGGGUACAUCCCAGAUGGCACCCUAAUUCCCUAGUGCACUACUUGUGACCUGGGCCCAUAGGGAAUAGGGUACAUCCCAGAUGGCACCCUAAUUCCCUAGUGCACUACUUGUGACCUGGGCCCAUAGGGAAUAGGGUACAUCCCAGAUGGCACCCUAAUUCCCUAGUGCACUACUUGUGACCUGGGCCCAUAGGGAAUAGGGUACAUCCCAGAUGGCACCCUAAUUCCCUAGUGCACUACUUGUGACCUGGGCCCAUAGGGAAUAGGGUACAUCCCAGAUGGCACCCUAAUUCCCUAGUGCACUACUUGUGACCUGGGCCCAUAGGGAAUAGGGUACAUCCCAGAUGGCACCCUAUUCCCUAGUGCACUACUUGUGACCUGGGCCCAUAGGGAAUAGGGUGCCAUUUGGGAUGCAAGCUAGGACUGCCUGUCAAAUUACCAUGUUGUAUCUAGUCCUCACCUCACAGCUCCACUCUCUCAUCAAUACCAUGUUGUAUCUAGUCCUCACAGCUCCACUCUCUCAACAAUACCAUGUUGUAUCUAGUCCUCACCUCACAGCUCCACUCUCUCAACAAUACCAUGUUGUAUCUAGUCCUCACCUCACAGCUCCACUCUCUCAACAAUACCAUGUUGUAUCUAGUCCUCACCUCACAGCUCCACUCUCUCAACAAUACCAUGUUGUAUCUAGUCCUCACCUCACAGCUCCACUCUCUCAUCAAUACCAUGUUGUAUCUAGUCCUCACCUCACAGCUCCACUCUCUCAACAAUACCAUGUUGUAUCUAGUCCUCACCUCACAGCUCCACUCUCUCAACAAUACCAUGUUGUAUCUAGUCCUCACCUCACAGCUCCACUCUCUCAACAAUACCAUGUUGUAUCUAGUCCUCACCUCACAGCUCCACUCUCUCAACAAUACCAUGUUGUCUCUAGUCCUCACAGCUCCACUCUCUCAACAAUACCAUGUUGUAUCUAGUCCUCACAGCUCCACUCUCUCAACAAUACCAUGUUGUAGCUAGUCCUCACAGCUCCACUCUCUCAACAAUACCAUGUUGUAUCUAGUUGUAUCUAGUCCUCACAGCUCCACUCUCUCAACAAUACCAUGUUGUCUCUAGUCCUCACAGCUCCACUCUCUCAACAAUACCAUGUUGUAUCUAGUCCUCACAGCUCCACUUUCUCAACAAUACCAUGUUGUAUCUAGUCCUCACCUCACAGCUCCACUCUCUCAACAAUACCAUGUUGUAUCUAGUCCUCACCUCACAGCUCCACUCUCUCAACAAUACCAUGUUGUCUCUAGUCCUCACAGCUCCACUCUCUCAACAAUACCAUGUUGUAUCUAGUCCUCACAGCUCCACUCUCUCAACAAUACCAUGUUGUCUCUAGUCCUCACAGCUCCACUCUCUCAACAAUACCAUGUUGUCUCUAGUCCUCACAGCUCCACUCUCUCAACAAUACCAUGUUGUAUCUAGUCCUCACAGCUCCACUCUCUCAACAGUACCAUGUUGUUAUCAUUUCCAUCAGCUGCUAGAUAAAAUAAUCUGUGGUAAAUCACUACUUAAAUUGCGCUGUCAUAAGUAUGAUAUAAUAUGUCAUAACACACUAUGAUGGUUAGUGAUUACCCACGUUUCAUAGCAGGUAUGUUGACCGGCGUUAUGGCGUCUUUUUACCAACACUAGGAAGACUACGGUGGUGCACGUGAAGUAUCAACCAUUGCUUGAUCUGUUUGUGACUGGCAGACUGAGACUGGCAGACUGAGACUGGCAGACAGAGACUGGCAGACAGAGACUGGCAGACUGAGACUGGCAGACUGAGACUGGCAGACUGAGACUGGCAGACUGAGACUGGCAGACAGAGAAGCUAACCAAAUGUCUGCUUCUCUGUCUGCCAUACGUGUGUUUCCAUGUCGAUAUGGCAGAGAUGUGACAUAGUCAAGCCAAAGUGUUACAUAGAUUCUACUGGCCAAUCAAAGGCUCACAUUUUUAGUGCUCUGAGAAAGAUUAAACCUGAUUGGGGGCGGUUGUCACUAGUUACCACAGCCACAAAGUCAAAAUUGGCUAUCUUGUACAAAUUCAUGAAUACAAAAAAAAUGUGCUUUUUAUUUUAAGGUUUAGGCAUAAAGUUAGCAGUGUGGUGAGGUUUAAAAACAGAUUUUUAAGAAGAGAAGUUUUAGAAAUCGAUGUAGUUUAGCCAUAAUUAUGACAUUGUGGCUGUGGUAACUAGUGAUGACCGAUUUGGGCAGAAAGACGACAUUAUCAGGAGAUUUUAGUUCAGUGGACUGUCAGAGGAGACGUUGCCCUUUUUGUUCCAAUACUUGAGAAAUGCAUCCUUCCUUACAUUCCUUGAAGUAAUCACAGAGCUGAAGUGGUUGGGUUGGGGAAAGUACCAUGGUGGUAAUCUCAAUUAUAGCUAUCCAAUAACUUAUAGAUAUGUGAUUACCUUAAGGAAGGAAGGACUCAUUUCUAAAGCAUUCAAACAGGCCCAGUGUACUGGAAGAACGCACCUGAACCACUUUUUAUUUUAUUUCACCUUAACUUUAAAGUCAUUUGAUAUAUAUAUAUUUUUUUUUUUUUUGUCUGAUUUUUAGUAGCAGCUCUUCUGUAGAGCGGCCAUCUUUUUACGUUACCUUUUGUGAACAGAUGCCUGUUCCUUCCCUGGAAAACGAUACAAUACUCGACGGGUCUCAUUAUUUAUGAUUUCUAAACGUUCUCUUAUGUAGUGAGGUUGUCCUCCAAGCAAGUUCCAGAUUCAUUCAAGAGAAUGCUAGGUGAAUGCUAGGUGAAUGCUGGGUGCAUGCUAGGUGAAUGCUAGGUGAAUGCUGGGUGAAUGCUAGGUGAAUGCCGGGUGAAUGUUGGGUGAAUGCUGGGUGAAUGCUAGGUGAAUGUUGGGUGAAUGCUAGGUGAAUGUUGGGUGAAUGCUGGGUGAAUGCUAGGUGAAUGCUAGGUGAAUACCGGGUGAAUGCUAGGUGAAUGCCAGGUGAAUGCUAGGUGAAUGCCAGGUGAAUGCCAGAUGAAUGCUAGGUGAAUGCCAGGUGAAUGCUAGGUGAAUGCCAGGUGAAUGCUAGGUGAAUGCCAGGUGAAUGCUAGGUGAAUGCUAGGUGAAUGCUAGGUGAUUUUAAAGCCUCUGACCCCCUUCGAAAGUUGUUGCUGCUAUAUUUUAUUGGGGGGGGGAUUAUAUGAUCAUCAUGGAUGCGCUGGAUAACAUUUCUGUCAUUGAAUGAAAUGUUUUUUUCCUUGUCAGAAAAUGUAUUGUGAGAUUAAUGCAUAUUGAAUUACUUAACGUUCUUUUGUCUUUUUUAUAUUCCCCCCACCCCACACAACUGUAAAACGAUGUCUAACUAUUGAAUGUUAUAGGACAUUUGAUCCAAUAUUUUAAAUACACUCUACAUGACCAAAAGUAUGUGGACACCUCCUGGUCGAAAAUCCCAUUUCAAAAUCACGGGCAUUAAUAUGGAGUUGGUCCCGCCUUUUGCUGCUAUAACAGCCUCCAGCCUUCUGGGAAGGCUUUCCACUAGAUGUUGGAACAUUGCUGCUGGGAAUUGCUUCCAUUCUUCCACAAGAGCAUUAGUGAGGUCAGGUACUGAUGUUGGGCGAUUAGGCCUGGCUCGCAGUCGGCGAUCCAAAUCAUCCCAAAGGUGUUCGAUGGGGUUGAGGUCAGGGCUCUGUGCAGGCCAGUGAAGUUCUUCCACACCGAUCUCGACAAACCAUUUCUGUAUGGACCUUGCUUUGUGAACGGGGGCAUUGUCAUGCUGAAACAGGAAAAGGCUUUCCCCAAACUGUUGCCACAAAGUUGGAAGCACAGAAUCAUCUAGAAUGUCAUUGUAUGCUGUAGCGUUAAGAUUGCCCUUCACUAGAACUAAGGGGCCCGAACCAUGAAAAACAGCCCCAGACCAUUAUUCCUUCUCCACCAAACAUGGAAUCUGCCAAACCCAAAUUCGUCCAACGUCCACCACUCCAGCCGACGCUUGUCAUUGCGCAUUGUGAUCUAAGGCUUGUGUGCGGCUGCUCGGCCAUGGAAACCCAUUUCACGAAGCUCCCGACGAACAGUUCUUGUGCUGACAUUGCUUCAAGAGGCAGUUUGGAACUCGGUAGUGAGGGUUGUGUGAUCUACCACUUCGCGGGCGAGCCGUUUGUUGCUCCUAGACGUUUCUACUUCACAGUAACAGCACGUACAGUUAACCGGGGAAGCUCUAGCAGGGCAGAAAUUUAACGAGUUGACUUGUUGGAAAGGUGACAUCUUAUGACUGUGCCACAUUUGAAAGUCACUGAGCUCUUCAAGUAAGGCCAUUCUACUGCCAAUGUUUGUCUAUGGAGUUUGCAUGGCUGUGUUGCUCGAUUUUUAUACACCCGUCAGCAACAGGUGUGACCGAAAUGGCAGAAUCCACUCAUUUGAAAGGGUGUCCAUACUUUUGUAUAUACCGUGUUACAUCACUUCAUUCCAAUAGAACAGUCCCAUGUUCCAAUGUUUACACUAGCAUACAGUAGCACUUAGAAUGCCUGCCCAAUACAUUGCUUUAUACUAAGUAGUGGGUUAGUGUGGAUAUCCGAACCGUACAUAUCCCAAGUCAAACAAAGCGGCUUUCUACAUUUUGCUUGAGCAGAGUCCCAAAUGGCAUCCCCAUAUACCCUUUGGAGUGCCCUAGUGGCUCUGAACCCUCUGCUGUAUGGGCUAGAUGUGCCCUGCACUGAGACAGGAAAUUAGGACUUUUGCGUCACAAACAGCACCCUAUCCACCUAUGUCGUGCCCUACUUUUGACUAGGGCUCUGGUCAAAAGGAGUGCUCCAUGUAGGGAAUAGGGUGGAAUUUUAUACUUUGCAAUUUACCACAUCUUCAGCACUCUUUACCAGCAGCAAGCACACAGAUGCCGUCCUGGAACCCACGGCCCUACUGGUUCACUUCAGAUCCAGUCAGCUACAUUUUGUUCUGAUUCCAGGCUAGCCAGAAGACAUAUUUAUCUUUUAAAACACUCCUAUGAGCAUUUCAAUCCUGUGAAGCCCAAGGCUAAUUUAUUAACUGACCAGUGUACACCCCUUCCCUCUGUGGCAGGAUGGUAUGACCCGUUGGCAGAUAGUGCAGUCUACUACUGAAUUUUUUUUUUUUUUUUUUGAUGGAUCGGAAAGAGAUGUAAUACAUUGAAAUUAUCUUUUUAUUUUGUAAAAAAGUGUUUAAAGAAUUAAAAUGAUAUUGCACUGACAUUGAAAAUGUACAUAAAGUGUUUUGUAAAAUAAGCCAUUAAAACAGAUGUAUUUGAAUAUGAACUGUAAAAAAAACAAAAUACAAAAAAAUACUGUAGUUGUAUAUGGUGUGAUGAAACUGUUGAUCUGUAACUAAUAUCCAAGCAACACAUUCAAUACAACAGAUGCAAUUAAGGCA
This is a messenger RNA of Oncorhynchus nerka (sockeye salmon), 12395 nucleotides long. Its product is annotated as ubiquitin carboxyl-terminal hydrolase 32-like. The coding region runs from base 840 to 5171 and encodes 1443 amino acids. The transcript has 30 exons. NCBI's taxonomy places the organism in Eukaryota, Metazoa, Chordata, Actinopteri, Salmoniformes, Salmonidae. Gene Ontology annotation, biological process: protein deubiquitination. Gene Ontology annotation, cellular component: Golgi apparatus. The record is from RefSeq and is a predicted model, not a curated record. Gene Ontology annotation, molecular function: calcium ion binding; cysteine-type deubiquitinase activity.